ACGAAACAUCCGUUUGAUGAUUAUCGCGUCAAGGUCAGGGCUUUAUUCUGUUUGUCAGAACGAAUACGUGACAUGACAUAACGCGCACAGUACACAGCAAAUUCCGAUUUCGUCGAUGACUUUCGCAUUUCGUCGCGAGAUAAAGUUGCAUCAUCGUGGAUUAUCGGAACGAUGCGGAUUAGGAUCGUUUUCCUCGAAAUCAAAGGCGGAAAUCGUUUCGCAUCGAUAUACGCCAGAAUGUUUGGAACGUUGGAAAGUUCGUAUUAACCGCGCCGCCAAUUCGCGUACAAAAAUAAAAGAUACGCGGGGGGCUGCUAUUGAUAGAUUCGCGGAUCUCGCGUGCCAAAAAUCUUUGCAUCGUGCGAGUGCGAGAUAAACUAGUCGGCCAUUUCGCACGAAUCCGGUGUGGCGAAUUGCGUCUCGUAUUUUUCGCGUUUACUCGCUAUCUUACGGGGAUCAUCAGCCGUAAUUCUUUCGGCGAUUAGCUCGAACGAAACGAUGUGCUUGAAAAAACUAUCAACUUCCUUUUUUUCUGGGAAAUAUACGUAAUACCUCUCGAUGCAUUUAUCGAGCGUCGUCCCACGUGCGACGUCGUCGAGGGACAGUCGCGCGGUAUUUCCCGACGCUCGUUCCUUCCACGACGUCAUGCUGUUUCUCGGUCGAGUUCUCGGUAUCGUGGCGAUCCUCGCCGCUACUCGACCAGCGGUUGCGUUCGACUCGUGGUUCGUCGACUUGAUCCACGACUCCGUCACCGUGCUGUUUCCACCGGUAAGAGUAUCGGCGCAUCUCUGUCGUCUCGACCAUGACGGCGCGAUCGAGCUGUCCAGAAGGAUGUCGAGGAAGGGUCUGGCUCAUGACAUACAUGGCGAGUCGCAGGGAUUCGAGCUACGAACGCGUCACGACGGCUGGGAACAUCGAAUUUUGUACGUGGUGGACCUGGAUUGCGACUACGCGAUUCCACUCUUGCGAGCGGCAAACGCGAGCGGCCGGUUCUCAGCGCCGAUCAGAUGGCUUCUGCUUCGAGAUGGCACGAUCGCUGGAAACUCGAUGGCUCGCGUGGAUCGAACGUUCAGCGAUAUGGCCGUUUAUCCGGACAGCGAGGUGAUCGUGGCGACGAAGCUGCGAGUCGACGAUAGCUUCGCGGAAAUAACGUCCGUGUACAGGCCUAGCCCGUAUCACGAAGUUAUAACGGAGGAUCGAGGAAACUGGACGGUGGAUGGCGGCGUUCGAGCGGCGAAUCUGCACGCGGCGUCGCGACGAAGAAGGAACCUUCGACGGACGCCUCUGAAAUCCUGUCUCGUGAUGACGGAUCCCGAUACGAUCAACCACUUAACCGAUUACGAAAAUAAGCAUAUAGAUGCGGUUACGAAGGCCAACUAUCCUUGGAUGUUGCAUAUAGCGAGCCGAAUGAACGCAACCAUCGACUUUCGCGUGACCAACACCUGGGGAUAUCGACUGGAGAACGGGUCGUGGAACGGCCUCACCGGGAUGCUGCAACGACGAGAGAUCGAUAUAGGAGGCACGGCAACCUACCUUAUUCAACAGCGUAUCGGUGUAAUCGAUUAUGUACAACUUUAUACCCGCACCAAAGCGAAAUUCAUUUUCCGUGCGCCUUUGCUGUCCACCGUGAGCAACAUUUUCACGCUGCCGUUUCAACGAUCCGUCUGGAUAGCGAUCGGCGUUUUUCUUCUGCUGGUACUCGGCUUGCUCUACUUUUCCUCCAAAUGGGAAUAUCGUCGGGGAGCAUCGGCGAAAAGCGCCGCAUAUUGGCAGCAAUUUUAUCUGGACGAACAAACGCUCAGUGAUAAUUUCAUGGUCGUGUUGGGUGCUUUUGCGCAACAAGGAUACUCUUACGAGCCGUAUCGCGUUCCCUCGCGAAUCGUCACUUUGAUGCUUUUACUCGCCGCUCUCAACCUGUACGCCUCUUACACGGCCAAUAUCGUCGCUCUGCUCCAAUCCACCACCGACUCUAUCAGAACUAUCGCUGACCUGUUCUAUAGCCCGUUAAAAUUGGGGGCGCAAGACGUGGUCCACGUUCGACACUACCUCAAGGUAGGCGGACCAAGAAUUCGCGAAGAAUCGCACCUCCUGCAACCCGGUUUACCAACUCGAUCCAGUAACAAUGUCCGUUUGCCGAUCUUCUCGCAGAGCUUUCAAGAUCCUCUGCGAAAAGCCAUAGUGGAGAAGAUCGAACCAAAGGGUCACAACAGCUCGUGGUUACCGGUCGAAGAAGGGGUUCGACGCGUUAAAGACGAGCUGUUCGCGUUCCACUCGGAACUGGGCGCGUUCUACAAGAUAAUGCAGGAGACGUACCGGGAGGAAGAGAAGUGCGGGAUCACGGAGAUCGAUAUACUGAACAUGUUAUAUCCGCUUCUGGUGAUCCCAACUCGAUCGCCGUAUCUGGAGAUCGUAAAAAAUGCGGCUUUGGCGUUGGCCGAGACUGGUCUGCAAACCCGCGAAGACAGCCGGUUGUACACGAAGAAGCCCGAAUGCCAAGGACAAACGAGCUUCGUCAGCAUAGGACUCACCGAGUGCUAUUUCGCGUUGGUGGCGGUGGGCUACGGGGCGCUUCUCAGUCUCGUUGUGUUGGCGGUGGAACAUCUGUGGCAUAGGAAAGGAAGCUUGAUCGACCUCCGGGCCGCGAAGAGGUUCGCCUCGGACGCCUUGCCGUUUCCCGGUGAAACACCGAACGACAACGCGACACCUUGGAACGAAGGCGAUCCGUUUGAGUUCAUCGAGGAGAGUCAUCGCUUGCCGAGCAAGGAAACGGAGAAUGGCUCGGUGUCAGAGGACGCGGAUGAUCGUCAACGACGAGGAACACGUUCGACCAUCGGGGAUUCGGUGAAUUCGGUUCAAUGAAAACCAUGAGGUCGAGCGUGCACUCGGGUAAAUCUUCGACGCACUUGGCAGGGUUGCCGGCGAAACGGGUAAACGAGGGUACGACGGUCUCCGGUGGUACCACCGCUCCAUCCUCGAUGUAGCAACAGUCUUUCAGGACGCACCUUCUCCCCUGCGUAGUUCAACAAGCACUUACUCUUUGUGUUGCUUCAAUUCGUGCAAAUACGUAUAAAUAAAGUUUACGCGUGUAUGCCUUAUACGUA
Molecule: messenger RNA, 3101 nt
Organism: Bombus impatiens (common eastern bumble bee)
Lineage: Eukaryota; Metazoa; Arthropoda; Insecta; Hymenoptera; Apidae
Product: ionotropic receptor 25a-like
Exons: 10
Coding region: 559-2859 (766 amino acids)
Cellular component (GO): membrane
Molecular function (GO): ligand-gated monoatomic ion channel activity
Source: RefSeq, a predicted model, not a curated record